GCUAGAAGGCGGAGAUUGAUUGUAAUUUACAGCGCGUGGCUCUUUUUCUCAGAGUUAUUACUGACGCGAUGUCUCAGAGAGUAAAUUCAGCAAACCUCACAUGUUCACCAGCACACUCUGAACCUGAGGAUUUAUAAUCACGAGCAAUUGAACGGUACCAAUGAGGGGUGAAAUAUUCACACUGCUCGUCACGUGGCCAUGCCUACAAGCUCUCUUCACUGUGGAGUCGGAGCAAGAUUCCUACGAUGGAGAGCUGCAUGAUAAAAUCACGAUGGGAUGCCGUUUUUCACACGUCCCGAGCGUCUCGCGCAUAUCCAUCAUUUGGCAGCGCGUCAGUCCCCUAGAGACAGUGGGAGUAUAUCAGCUGGAUAAGGGCAAUGAGAACCCCAACUUCACCAGUGUACAGUAUCAGUCACGAGUGCGGCUCCUGAAGGAGGAGCUAGAGAAAUUUCGGGCGGUGAUCGAGCUCUCCCAGCUUCGUCUGAACGACUCGGGAACCUAUCAGUGUAUCGUGAUCCAGGAUGAGGUUGACUACAAGCAGACCAAACUCACCAUCCGAGCACCAUAUAAAGCAAUUAAGAAGACCGUCAGGAGGCUAAGUGAAAAGGAAGUGGAGCUUUCCUGUGAGUCCCAAGGCCUCCCGUUGGCCCAUGUGGCUUGGAGUGAUGGCACGCUCAGGGAUCUGACAAACCGCUCGGAGAGCAGCCAUGAAACAAACAGCGAUGGUGUUUUUGUUGUCACCAGCCAAUUGUCCGUCGCAUAUGAUGUCAACAAUUACACCUGUUCCUAUAUGACCGAUGACAGCAAAACGAGCCAGACGGCUACGUUCAGUAUCCCAGAUGAAAUUCCAGAGAACAGUAAAUUGACCACAGGAUACGCAGCUAUUGCCGUGAUAGUCGUGAUGUGUGUGGGUUUAGUCUUGGCCUUGCUGAUUCUCCGCAGGAAAAAGAAAGGGCAAAAAAGAAUGGACAUCUCAUCUGAGGAAUGUGAAUCACCUCUACAAAAUCUGACUGUUACGUCAACUGACCAUUUACUUUCAAAGUCUAACUCCAGAUUCGAUUCUCUGACUUUUACAUCAGAGUAUAAUGUGCAAGACAUGCUAAAGCAAAAAUAUGCAGAGUUUAACAAAACUACAGAGAUGAAGACUGAUUUCACACUCCCACAUAGACUUCUCUCUGGAGAAAACCAGCAUGUCGACAUCCACUCCAUCCUCCCAGGCCCGAGGGAAACUGUGCUUCUGGAGGGGAAAGAAGGAGCCGGUAAAACCUUCAUAGCCCAAACCCUGGCUUGGUCUUGGGCUGAACAGUCCAGUUUAGACCUUUUCAACAUCCAAAAGCUCCAGCUUGUGAUUUUAGUAGACGUCAAGGGAGAUGGAGGGGAGUUCUUCCAAAUGGUUAACUCCAAGAUCCCAGCAGAAGCGGGACUGCAGAUGAACAAACUAAAAGACAUUCUUCUAGGGGACGGGGACAAUCUCAUCAUACUGGACGGUUAUAAAGAAGGGGACAGAGAACUGGAUAAGUCACUUAUUAAGUUUCUAAGAGAGAGAUGCACAUGCAGGGUGCUGAUCACAGCGUGCCCUGGAGAGCAUGGCAUCCUGGGAGAAACGGACAGGAAGGUAGUGAGGCUUCAUACGCUCCCUGUGCAAGCGUGAGUUCUCGAAGGAGUGUUCAGAUUCAAGGAACUGUUUUAAAGUCCUACAUAAUGUCCCACUAGAGAGUGAAAGGUUGCUAGUGUUGCUUGAGUUUUGUCUCGUGGGUCUCGCUACAAUUAUAUAUAUAUAUAUAUAUAUAUAUAUAUAUAUAUAUAUAUAUAUAUAUAUAUAUAUAUAUAUAUAUAUAUAUAUAUAUAUAUAUAUAUAUAUAUAUAAAAAACAUACACAACUCCAAAGGAUAACCAUUUUAAUUUAUAUUGCAUGCUAGGCUUUUGAACUUUGUUAGCAAAGCAACCUAAAUGUACUAGCUAUGCACACACACACACACACACACACACACACACACACACACACACACACACACACACACACACACACCAGAAGCACCAACCAGCUUUGCCACAUCAUUCCAAGCUUUAUUUUACUUACAGGAUGCAUACGACGAGCUGCAAAACAUUGUUAAAAAUUUGUGCGUCGAACAAUAAAUAGGAACAAAUAUUUCUCCAUUUUGUAAUUCUGUCUUCUGUAAGUCUGUUUUUGUAAUAUAGUAUACAUUUUGUAAUUUAGUUUCUCUUUCUCCAUUAGAGGUUUUAAAUGUUUUGAUGGCACUUUUUGUUUUUACCUCAAUCAAAAGUCAUCAGAACUGAGUACCACGAUGAUUAAAAUGUAUUUUAAGAAUAUUGCAACGUGAUAUUUUUUGCCAUAUCGCUAAGCCCUGUUUGAUACAGCAAUGCGCCAUCAACUGUACAUAAAAACAGAGAAAAACUUUUAUGCGAUGGUUAAUUUAUAUUGCACAUUAAAAAAAAGAACCUUAAAAUAGUGUCAUGUGCACCAGAGCAGUGUUUAUAAUUUCAGCUUUCUGUACAUUUCUGUAUAAUAGCUUAAAUGUAUAUACUAAGACACAUCUGUACUGACUGUAAAGAUUUUUUUUCUUUUAUUGGAUUUCCGUUUCUUCUGUAUUAGUUGCACAACCUCUGCCGGGAUUUAAUGACUCAAGCAACUUCUCUUAACCAAGUAAGGAAAGCACAGAAAUAGUUCACGCAUUUUCCGCCACCACAAAAGACUGACAUGGACCAAAACUUUUGCACUGCACUAUUUGUAGGACACAUUAUUGUGUUUUGAAUAAAAUCCAUGUUUACUAUA
This is a messenger RNA of Ictalurus punctatus (channel catfish), 2794 nucleotides long. Its product is annotated as programmed cell death 1 ligand 1. Gene Ontology annotation, cellular component: external side of plasma membrane. Lineage: Eukaryota; Metazoa; Chordata; Actinopteri; Siluriformes; Ictaluridae. Gene Ontology annotation, biological process: positive regulation of T cell proliferation; immune response; negative regulation of T cell proliferation. Bases 161 to 1651 code for a protein of 496 amino acids. The record is from RefSeq and is a predicted model, not a curated record. The transcript is spliced from 9 exons.